This is a messenger RNA of Symbiodinium necroappetens, 1182 nucleotides long. The record is from the annotation of a GenBank genome assembly. NCBI's taxonomy places the organism in Eukaryota, Dinophyceae, Suessiales, Symbiodiniaceae.
AUGUACAACGUUCGCACCUACAACGCCAUUGCCGCCACCGGUCUGGAUCGCUUUAACACCGACAAAUACAGUGUCGGCGCUGAUAUUACUUCGCCUGACGCAUUGUUGCUGCGCAGCCAUAAGCUGGCAGUAGAUGAACUCAGCGAUGGUUUGUUGGCCAUUGCCCGUGCCGGGGCUGGCGUGAACAAUGUGCCUGUAGAGGCGUGUUCUGAUCGCGGUAUUGUUGUUUUCAACACACCUGGCGCGAACGCCAACUCGGUAAAAGAGCUGGUGCUGACAGCGUUGCUGCUGGCUUCUCGCGAUGUAUACGGUGGCAUCAGCUAUGUACGCUCUCUGGCGUCAGUCACCGAUGAAGUCGAGCUCAAUAAGCUGGUCGAAGCGGAAAAGAAGCGUUUUAAAGGCCGUGAACUGAUUGGCAAAAGCCUCGGCGUAGUGGGUCUGGGUGCCAUCGGCAGCAUGGUUGCACGGGCUGCUUUGGAUCUGGGCAUGCGAGUGCUGGGCUAUGAUCCGGCGCUGUCGGUAGACGCCGCAUGGCGUGUGCCUGCUGAAGUUGAGCGGAUGGAAAAUCUGCCCAGCCUGUUUGCUCAGGCAGAUUACGUCACCCUGCACGUGCCGUUGUUGCCCGCCACCGAAGGCAUGAUCAAUGCUGCAGCUUUGGAGGCAUUCAAACCCGGCAGCGUGCUGCUCAAUUUUGCCCGCCAACCCAUUGUCGAUACCCAGGCUUUGGCGAAAGGCCUGGAGAACGGUCAGAUCGGUCGCUAUGUGGCUGAUUUCCCGGUACCGGGAUUGAUUGACCACGACCGCGUCAUGUUGACCCCACACCUGGGCGCCAGUACCGCUGAAGCGGAAGAAAACUGCGCUGUCAUGGCAGCAGAUCAGCUGAUGCGUUUUCUGGAAACCGGCAGUAUCACUAACUCAGUGAAUUUCCCGCCAGUCAGUCUUGAACGGGUGGACGGUUAUCGCAUCGCGGUGACUAACCGGAAUGUUACCGGCACGCUGGGUAAAAUGACCUCCGUGCUGGCAGAACGUGACAUCAAUGUUAUCGAUCUGAUCAACAAAAGCCGGGACGACGUCGCCUACAACCUGAUCGAUUUAGCCGCGCAACCCGAUCAGGGUUUGAUCAAUGCAAUCAGUGCCAUUGACUCUGUCAUUAAUGUGCGUGUGCUCACCGCAGACAGCUGA